Echinostoma caproni is the source of this 1146-nucleotide messenger RNA. NCBI's taxonomy places the organism in Eukaryota, Metazoa, Platyhelminthes, Trematoda, Plagiorchiida, Echinostomatidae. The record is from the annotation of a GenBank genome assembly.
GUCAAGCCUCUGAAUGACUUGAUCCGUUCCGUUCCUCAUCCGUUGGGUCCGCGAGCCGAAUUACAACAAAUCGCCAAACUAUUCCACCUGUCAGUGAAUUUCACCCGUUUGCCUAAACCAACAACACAUCCGCACUCCCCGGGGUACACCCAGCCAGUUGUUUUGCACCGGGUUGCUUUGCAUUUUGCUGGUCGCCAAUACGUGAGUGAAAGUACCGCACGGUCCACGGCGGAACAGGAGGCAGCCUGUGCUGCACUAAAAGCUUUGCGCCGAGCGCUGCUAUUUGUCACGGGGAAGUCAGUGGACGAAAGUCACACCGAAUAUCAGAAUCCGAUUUUUCGACUUGACAGUGCUGUGUGGCGACUUCGUGUAAUUGGACACUUACAUGGCGAGAGACCGAUUUUUGUGAUUCAGUGGCGUCUUGCCUGCGAUCGAGCUGAACUCAGAUAUGGACAAGAAAUCAACCCAAUUCAACGUCUACACUUUGUCUGUGUGGCGAAACAACUUCCUGCACCCGUGUUUGAGCUUCUAUCCACGAUCCCCGAGUCUACCAGUCGUCCUUCUCCCGUACCCGCUACUCGUCCCCCACCGGAAUUCACAUAUCGGGUUCGUCUGAGCACGGGUUGCAUUCAAGGUCCACCGGCGUACAACAAGCGUUUGGCCAAACGUCUGGCGGCUGAGGCCACGCUGUCGCAUUUGGGCUUUCAGAUCCCGGAGCCAGUGGAACUACCGAGUGCACUGCAUUCGCCUCGAGCCCAGGAUCCUGUUUUCGAUUCAUCCUCGAUCGUGUCCAACGGUUCUCCUUCAUCCGAGGUCACAGAUCCCCCUUCGAACAACACUGGUCAGGGUUCUUUAAAGGAACGUCAUGUGGCAUUUAGUUGCACUCGAGAUGUAUUGAUUAUCGAGGAAAACGGUGUUGUUCCGUGGAAGCGUACUCAUCGUUCGACAAGGGUCACCGGCUCGAUUGGGCACCUUGGACCCUGUCCGAAGGCUGUAUCAUCCGAUUCACUGGACAUCGGUCCCCAACAGAUUGCGGUUUCCACUCACCGCCCCGCUGCCUUGCGGGUCAGGUUUUGGGUAGUCAAAGGCUCCGAUUGUGCAUUCUCCAAGGAAAGUCGAUUGAUUACCUUGGCCUGGUCAACCUAA